Sus scrofa (pig) is the source of this 1537-nucleotide messenger RNA. It is a transcript of the gene SLX9, whose product is annotated as SLX9 ribosome biogenesis factor. Gene Ontology annotation, cellular component: preribosome, small subunit precursor; nucleolus; 90S preribosome. The record is from RefSeq and is a predicted model, not a curated record. Lineage: Eukaryota; Metazoa; Chordata; Mammalia; Artiodactyla; Suidae. Gene Ontology annotation, biological process: maturation of SSU-rRNA from tricistronic rRNA transcript (SSU-rRNA, 5.8S rRNA, LSU-rRNA).
GAGAAGAGCGGAUCCCAGCGGCCGGGCUCCUGUUUCCGCCGGGCCCCCAGCACGCGGGACCGACUUCCGGGGGCUUGUGGCGCGUGUGCCCGCGGCUUCCGGCGGGCUGUGGGUCUCCGCGGGCGAGAUGGGGAAAGUGCGCGGCUUGCGGGCUCGGGUGCACCAGGCUGCGGUGAGGCCCGCGGGGGAGGCCGCGCCCGGCCCCGCGCCCCCCGCCCGGGAGGCGGCCCCUCCGCAGGCCCCGGCCGGCGGCGUCGGGGCGAAGGAGUGGGCAGUCGUGGGCGCCGGUGUCUUUGCCGGGACCACCAUCGACCCCAGCGCCCUGGUGCAGAGGCUGGACCUGGACGCGAGGAGUGUCGCCUCCAUCAGGAGAGGUGCUGAGGCCAAGGCUGUUCUGCCCAAGAAGGAGAAGCUGAAGCUGAGGCGCGAGAGGUGGCUGCAGAAGAUCGAAGCCAUAAAGCUGGCGGAGCAGAAGCGCCAGGCGGAGCGGAGGCGGAGGGCCACGGCGGUGGUGGGGGACCUGCAGCCCCUGAGGGACGCCCUUCCCGAGCUGCUGGAGCUGGAGGCCGGCGCCCGGCGGCCGCCCGCCCGACGGGCGGCCAGUAAGCCCCGGCCAGCCGAGUUGAGCCGGAUGACUGCGGCCCAGAGGCUCCAGCUCCUGGAGGAGGAAAGGGCCCGGUUUCGGGAGCUGCUGGCCAGUCCGGCCUACAGAGCCAGCCCCCUGCUGGCCAUUGGGCAGCAGCUGGCCCAGCAGAUGCAGCUGGACGGCGGCCAGCUCUGACGGCCCCCGGGGCCCUGCGUGAGCUCCAAGGACGCAGAGGAGGUGCCCAGAGGGGCCCGACCCCACCAUAGUCGCCCGGAGCCACCAGCCCCUAAGCGAGAGAAGUGGUGACACAGCCGUGUUGUGACAACUCUUUUUCGGUUAAAAAAAAAGUGCCGGAAAAAUCCAGAAAGUCCCUGGAGCUAGCGCCAGUCCCCUGGGAGGUGGCCACUCCGCUGGCCGUCCUCGGGCUCUCCGGUGUGGUCUCCGUUCGACCACAGCGACCGCAGGUUCUGCGUCAAGAGGAAAACCUGGUUUCCGGCCCCCCAGUGACCCCGGGCUGCGCGUGGCUGGGCCGGGCGCGGCCACCUCCUCACGGCGCUUCCGACAGGGACUCCAGCCUCUGCCCCACGCCAGGGCCGUCCCGCGCCCUGCCUGGGCCGGGACCCGGGGCACAGAGGCUGGAGGGGGGCAGGGGAGGUGAGGGGCGGGCCAGGCGCUGCCGUCGGCCGUGCAGCCUCAGACCUCGCCCUGGAAAGUGGCCUGAGAAGCUGCCGAUGUGCAGGGACCCCCAGAGACCCUCCCCCAGCAGAGCCCAGACCCCCAGAGAGGCAGCUGGGGGCAAAAGCAGGAGGGCAGAGGCGGGAGAGGACCCCCCCACCUGGGAGCCCCGGCUGCGGUCUGGUGGGGGGCUUCGGUGUCUGCAUAUCUGUCUUCUGAUCUUUGUGGACUAGUCUUGGACUCUUUGUAAUAAAUUUGAGGACAGAGUUAAACCGG